UGACAAUAAUACCAAGUUGAUGUUUGCCUCUCUGUCCACAAUGAUGUCUCAUGGGUUCAAGAGCAGUAAGCAGGACUUCACCUUUGGACCAUGGAAAGUGACUGCUGCCAAAAACCACAUCAUGAAAUCCAAAGACAUUGAACGGUUAGCGGAGGAGAUGAACAUGCCCUCCCUCCCAGAGAUGCUGUUUGGGGACAAUGUCCUGCGCAUCCAACAUACUGAUGGCUACGGCAUCGAAUUCAGCGCCAUCAACGCUCUUAAGAGAGUCAACAACAUGGAGGAUGCUGUCAAGGUGGCCUGUGCUCAGGAAUGGCAGGAGAGCAGGCAAGAUGAGCUUCACAGUGUGUUCCCAAAGGCUGCUUUCAUUAACAUUGGAUAUGUAAAACAGCUGUGGUCGACUAACCAGACACUGAGAGCUACACAAAAAAACCAUGCUACUUUAAGGGCAUGCUGAGUAAGAUUUAAAAAAGAAAUAGAUGUGUCUGUAUCUCCAGAGACCCUGCAUCCCUUUUCCUGUAUUUUCUUAUGUUGCUGUGUGCGGGACCUUUCGGGUUGUCAGGCUUUGGGCAGCCUGUAAGGAGUUCGGGAACAAUCAGAUUACUGUCUUUGUCCUCGUCUCUCCAGUGCUCGCACAACACUGAAACAAAGUGUGGAGAAUGGAUGUAUGAAGAUCUGCAGUCUGUCUGACAGAGGGCAGGGCUGACCUACACACACUAACACACACCUUCUGCGGGGUUGUGCAGAGGUGCUGUAGAAUGUAACUGCUGUGAAAACAAUCAUAAAAUAAUGUUUUAUUUUCUCAGAUUUUAUUUUGCUCCUUCACUCCACUCAACUUUUAUUUUCAAUUUGAUUCAAAAGGCUUUAUUGCCAUGACAUUUGACGUGUUGCCAAAGCACAAUUACUGUAAUAACAAUAUUAUAGAAUGAAAUUUACAAAUGGUGCCCCA
Molecule: messenger RNA, 946 nt
Organism: Morone saxatilis (striped sea-bass)
Lineage: Eukaryota; Metazoa; Chordata; Actinopteri; Moronidae
Gene: tiprl
Product: TIP41, TOR signaling pathway regulator-like (S. cerevisiae)
Exons: 3
Coding region: 20-454 (144 amino acids)
Biological process (GO): TOR signaling
Cellular component (GO): cytosol
Source: RefSeq, a predicted model, not a curated record